AUGGUGUUCAAAUUGUCUCUUUUGCUGUCUUUGGCAGCCUUCAGAAUUGUGCUAGCCGAAAAAGCUGGUUAUUUUGAGGAUUUGUCCGUCUGUGCUGAUCCGAAGGGUCUAAAGGCUUGCUACGAAGACGCGGAUACCAGGUACGCCAGCUGCAUCAACAACAGCUGCGAUGGCGGAGAUUCUUCAUGCUACAAAUCAUGCAAUGGCGACACCUCAUGCAUGACUUCUCAAUGUCCAAAUCUGGGUGUUGACUGCAUCAAUGUUUGCGAAUGCAUCAAGAAGGACAAUGAGAUUGAUUGCAUGGCCACGAGCUGCUGGAACCAGGUUUACUCUUGCGAAUAUCAAAAGACUGGCGAGAACCUAAUCAACUACUGCCCAAAAGUCGACCUCGAACAAAUUCCCUUCUGGCCUCCUCCUGAAAACGCCCCAGGCGGUUGUUCCUGCAAUUUUGCGAAGAUUGACUUGCGAAUCACACAGAUAAGCAACUACUUGACGACGUGCGCGAACAAUGAGACGAAUGUGGAGCAGCUUACUGUCGAAGAAAUGUCCGACUACGGCCGGGCCUGCAUUUGCUGUUCCUACAGCGCGGCUGUGUCCACCAUCUGGGACGAAUGCCCCAAUACAGAUCCAGCCAUUCUGGGAGCGGACUACUGGCUUGGAGGAUUGAUGGAAGGAGAACAUGGGGAAGCAUGUAGUACUUAUAUGGAACAUUUCCCUUGUAAGAAACUUGGCUUUGGGGAUAAGGUUGCGGGCGGUACGAAUACUUUCUAUACGCCGGACAAUCUUCCUAAAAAUGGGACGGAGACAUUGUAUAAUACCGGUGGUGUGAUCUCGUCUCCUGUUAGCGGGGCUAACUUUACUUGGACUUCCGGUACACUCGAGCAUGCGAUCACGGUGUCGUUGACAGAUAAUGUUGUGACAGCUACAGUUACGGGCGGGUCGGGUGGCUCUGGGAGUUCGGGCAGCACUGCCACGGAGACUGGAGCGAGUGCGACUUCGAGUGGCUUAGCUGUUGGCCUCAAAAUGGAGCAACCGAGAAAAUCCGGGGACCCACGUGGACAGAUCGUGAUCAGCGCGUCGCGUCAGAAACCUCCCGAGGUCCACGCUGACACUUACACUGCCCUGGCACCCCAUCCGUACGCAUCUAAAAUGACCCAAACAAGCUCCACCCUCCUAGCCUUGACCAUGGCAGGCGCUGGGUACCUAGCAGCCCUCUGCACAACGCCACCAAACCCCUCACCCUCCCAAAAAGAUCGACACAGCACCGACCGCAUCACCUGGAUUGCAGGCGCCGGCGCCACCAUCGCCCGCCGCACAACACUCACAGUCACUCUGUACCAUGCUCUCCUGACAAUAACCCCAUCUUACGCGCCUGACCGGCUCCACCAAAUUUGUCCGCGGCCAGAGAACCGAAACAUGGCCGUCUUCACCUGGAGUCCGAUUACUCUGGCGUCACUAUUUGUAAUCUUCCUCGGGGCGUUUGUUCGGUUGUCGGCGUUUGGGGGAUUAGGGAGGAAUUUCACGUUCCAUCUUGCGGCGCCGGAUCAGCUUGUUACUAGUGGUGUUUAUCGGUGGAUGCAACAUCCGAGUUAUACGGGGCAGUACUUGAUUUAUCUGGGCUGCAUGGGGGUGUUUCUGAGGUGGGAUGGGGUGGCGAGUUGUUAUAUUGGUAAGGAUGUUUUGGAGAGUUUGGUGGGGUAUGGGGUUCCAGUGGGGGUUGGUAUUUUGGUUUGGUCGUUGACUGUGCUUGGGCUGAGGGUUAGGGAUGAGGAGGGGAUGUUGAGGGAGGAGUUUGGGGAGAAGUGGGAGGUUUGGCAUCGGAAGACGCCGAGAUUUCUUCCAGCGCUUUUUUGA
This is a messenger RNA of Penicillium atrosanguineum, 1854 nucleotides long. Its product is annotated as methyltransferase family protein. The transcript has 4 exons. Gene Ontology annotation, cellular component: endoplasmic reticulum. Bases 1 to 1854 code for a protein of 617 amino acids. Gene Ontology annotation, molecular function: protein C-terminal S-isoprenylcysteine carboxyl O-methyltransferase activity. Gene Ontology annotation, biological process: C-terminal protein methylation. Lineage: Eukaryota; Fungi; Ascomycota; Eurotiomycetes; Eurotiales; Aspergillaceae. The record is from RefSeq and is a predicted model, not a curated record.